Molecule: messenger RNA, 2646 nt
Organism: Lampris incognitus (smalleye Pacific opah)
Lineage: Eukaryota; Metazoa; Chordata; Actinopteri; Lampriformes; Lampridae
Gene: ube2ib
Product: ubiquitin-conjugating enzyme E2Ib
Exons: 7
Coding region: 383-859 (158 amino acids)
Biological process (GO): protein sumoylation
Cellular component (GO): nucleus
Molecular function (GO): SUMO conjugating enzyme activity
Source: RefSeq, a predicted model, not a curated record
UAAAAGUGUAACCUUUCACCGCGACAACUUUCCGUUUCCGUUUUCCACGUUUCACCGCGGUGGUCUGUGGGGCGCCGCCACACUGCGCAUUUGAAAAACGGAGCAAGUCAGAGGAUCAGCGUUUUUCUCAAAGAGAACAUUUUAACAUAGAAAGUUGCAUUCGGCUAGCUCCAGCGCGCUACAUAGCAACAGGAAAUUGCGUUGGCGCUAACGGAAAAAAAACCCCACGCUGCGAGGGAAAGCUCCAAACAUGCGGGGAACUCACUGAGGCGGCCACGACCCAGGCGACCCGGCCUCCGGAGCAAAGACGGAAAUAAAGGCGCAUAACUCUGUCGGUUGGCUACACUCUCUUCGGUUGAGACAUCUCGGGAGUCCAGCAAUUAUGUCUGGCAUUGCAUUGAGCCGGCUUGCCCAGGAGCGCAAGGCAUGGCGGAAAGACCAUCCUUUUGGCUUUGUCGCUGUGCCAACAAAAAACCCUGAUGGAACCAUGAACCUGAUGAAUUGGGAAUGCGCCAUUCCUGGCAAGAAGGGGACGCCCUGGGAAGGAGGCCUGUUCAAGCUUCGUAUGUUGUUCAAGGAUGACUACCCUUCUUCACCCCCAAAAUGUAAAUUUGAGCCUCCUCUCUUCCAUCCGAACGUUUAUCCGUCAGGCACAGUCUGCCUAUCUAUUCUAGAGGAGGACAAGGACUGGAGACCCGCCAUCACAAUAAAGCAGAUCUUAUUAGGCAUCCAGGAACUUCUAAAUGAGCCAAAUAUCCAGGAUCCAGCCCAAGCAGAGGCAUACACGAUUUACUGCCAAAACAGAGUAGAAUAUGAAAAAAGAGUUCGAGCACAGGCCAAAAAGUUCUCCCCCUCGUAAGCACCAAGACGCUACGCCCCCUCCCCCCCCCCUCUACAGCAGAAGGAAUGGGUCAAAAAGGAUCACCUCCCCACUCAGUCUCUUAAUGAAUGUGCUCCUCUCACAUUGGGACUCGCUUACGGACUUAUAUUUAAAACUCCACACAUUCUGUACCAUCUGCUCUCCUCUAACCAACCGCUGUUUUUGUUUUUCACCUCUUUGUUUUUGUGUUCUUGAUUGCCGGUUGGUGGGGUUACACCGAGAGGGGAUGACCCCGGUCACUUCUUUUUUUUCCUCUUAGCCGUUAAAUAACUCGUUUUACAGGACACAGCUCAGUACCAGACCUACCAAUUCCAUACAAGCUGAGUAUCAUCAAAGUUCGAGGAAAAAAAAUGGGUUUUUUUUCCCCCUUGCUCUCACAAGGUUUAUAAUCUGUUAAGUACCUCCCCACCCCUGCCCUGUUUUUUUUCCUUAAUGUAAAAACUUGCUUCAUUUGUCAGUAUUUCAACUGCUGUAUAAUGAAUCACUUUUAUACUGUUGUAUCUCACUAGUGUCUCUAGGUGGCUCUGUUUAAUUCUCUGCAGGUUUUUUAUUCCGCAUGCUGUAUUAUAUUAGAAUCUGCUGCCUUGGCUGUCUUUGUUUUUUGUUUUAUUUUGUUUUUUUGGCUUUUUUGGGGGGGUGGGGAGGUUUUUUUUUAUUAUUAUUAUUAAAGUGUUUUGGGGGAAAAAGAAUGGCCACAUUGACUGAGGCGUACUUGUAUCAGACCUUUUGUUUAUAUGGUGCUUCUUCUGUUCAUGUAUGUGAUGGAGUGAAUUAAAACUGUUUCUACAAAACCUCACUCCUGGUUUAUUCUAUAAUGAAUACCUGAUCAAAUAUUUUAACGUUCAAAUGCAAAUGACUGGCUGGAUACAUGUAUUUCUUAAAACUUUGUAAUUUUGACUUUUUUUUUUUUACCAAUUUAUUUGGAGAAAUUUGUGCAUACGUGCUGUUGUUUCAGCUUACAUUCAAAUGAAAUUGUAACUGGCUGCACAAUGGGGAAAAGCUUACAUGCACAGUACAUUAUAAUAGGGUUUAACCUAAUGGCUCUCAGCAGAAAUCUAGGUGUCUUAAUUGCACAAUAUGGUGCAUAUGUUUUUUCCCCAUUUCAUCUCAUCUCAGAGAUGUCUCGGAGAUUUUUUUUUUUUUUUUUACUCCAUGUGAUAGGUCAUCUGACAAAGCCCUAUAAAAAUGUAUACCCGAGUAAAGUCAAGUCAGUUUUAUUUGUAUAGCCCAACAUCACAAAUUACAGUACAGAGAAAUGGUUCCCUAAUCUAACAGGGAAAGAAGCAGAGUAUAGCUAAUAAAAGUGUGUGUGUGUAUAUGUGUAUAUAUAUAUAUAUAUAUAUAUAUAUGUAUGUAUGCGCGCCAUGUGUUAGUUUGGGAAUGGUUUAAAAUAUCAUCUGUAUUCUGAAUAAGCCAGAGAGGUUUUUGACUGAACCAUGAAGUUUGAGUUGUUCUGAAUUUUCCUUUCCCUUCUGUGUAAUGGAAUUAAAAAAAAAAAAAAAAAACUUGCUGAGGCUAUUCUUGAGGGUAUUUGAACUCCAUAUAACUGUUGGCAAAGGAUUCGUGGAUGCUCAGUAAACACCUUAUCUGUGGCAUCACUGCACUUCAAUUUGACAUCCUAAAUUAAAAACUGAAGGACUCUUACCCAAUUAAUUCAAGACCUUUCUUGCCAAGUAUCUGAAAAAAGGCACAGUACUGAACCGUAUGGGGCUAUUAACCUUAUUGUUGUUGGGAUAGAACUGAGAUUUAAGCAUUAUUUUCAUUUC